Messenger RNA from Microdochium trichocladiopsis, 1430 nucleotides. RefSeq names its product NmrA family protein. Lineage: Eukaryota; Fungi; Ascomycota; Sordariomycetes; Xylariales; Microdochiaceae. The transcript has a single exon. The record is from RefSeq and is a predicted model, not a curated record. Bases 297 to 1250 code for a protein of 317 amino acids.
CAUCGAGCCGCGCUUGUCCACCACGCCUUGUGCCUUUGUCAUACUUGUCCGGCCGGACAACUUGGAAACACUCAUUCCUGCAGGGUCAAGCAACAUGCCGACUCUUCUUGGCUCCAGCUCUCGGUCCCGGGACCGGCCCUUCUUGCCUCCGUGUACAUAAGACCGCCGCGAUGGCGCCCACGGGAUGGCAUGACAUGAUGAAAGCCGACCAACCACCACGGUGACUCGACGGUUCUCACCUCCGUCGUACCAAGUACAGCAUUUCAAUAUAAUUCGCCUCUAGACUAUCAAUAAUCAUGUCUUCAACCCCCUUUGUCGCCGUAGCCGGUGCCACCGGCGGCUUGGGCAAGCUGGUCGUGGCCGCCCUCAGCAGGCGCGGCGUGCCCGUCAAGGCGCUUGUCCGGCCGGGCAGCAGCACGAAGAAGACACUGCCACUGCGCGAGCUCGGCCGCGACGUCUCCAUCGUCGAGGUCGACAUGGCCGACGUGCCCACGCUAACCCGCGAGCUACAAGGCUCCCGCUGCGUCGUGUCGACCCUGCAAGGGCUAGCGGACGUCCUCCACGGCGCUCAAGGCACCCUCCUCGACGCGGCCGUCGCUGCCCGGGUGCCGCGGUUCAUCCCCUCGGACUACUCCCUCGACUUUACAAAGACCCGCCCCGGCUCGAACCGCAACCUCGACCUGCACCGGCAGUUCCACGCGCGGCUCGAGAGCUCGGGCAUUGCCUGGACUUCGGUCCUGAACGGCGCCUUUAUGGACAUGCUCGCACCGCCCGUCAACAUGGUCGAUCGCCGGAAGCGCAAGGUCAUGUACGCGGGGAGCCCCGACCAGAAGUGCGAUUACACCACCAUGGCCGACACGGCCGCCUUCACGGCCGCCGUCGCCGCCGACCCGGCGCCCACGAUGCCCAAGAUCCUCCGCAUCGCCGGCGACGUCGUCAGUGCCCGCGAGCUCGCUGCCGCCGCGACCCGCGCGGACGCCGGCAAUGGUGAUGACGCGCGGCCGUUCCGCGCAUCGUGGAUCGGCAGCGUGUGGUUCCUCGAGCUCGUGAUCCCUGUCCUCCGGUUCUUCAUGGGCGGCGAGGACCAGCAGAUGCCCCCGUGGCAGGGGCUGCAGUACUUGGUCAACAUGGCCUCGGGCCAGGGCAAGCUCGACCCGCUCGAUAAUGACCGGUAUCCGGAGCUCAAGUGGACGAGGGUUGAGGACUUGUUGAGGGUGCACUACAAAGCUGAAGCGGCCAAGACCAAGUGAUUCGGGGGUUGUUGCUUGCUAAGAUGAAGCACCACGCACAAGUUCUCUUAUUUAUGCUCCGCAGCUGUCAAGCGGAGCUAUCAAAGCGACUUUCUUCCACUGUAAUCUGUAGCUUAGCAUAGACACCCGCAACCCUUUGCAAAUAUAUAUACAUGUCAGGCUUGUCAUCCCUACAAUUGC